ACUGAAGACGGCACCGCGGCCAGUGAUCGUGGAGCGAGAACGUGUCCAGGAAAUAAUUGUUUUAUUUUCACUUGUUUUUUUUUCUUUCGCGGGAUUGUGGAAUUGUGAUUGGUGAUGAAUGUUACCAAAUUGAUCUCCGUCUCAGUGAUGAUUUAACGUCAUACUGUUCGGUAAUUUGAGGGGUCAAUGAUGGUGACUGUUGGAUAAGCGCGGUUGUGUGAAGUUCGUGAUGAGCAGCUUUGGCCUAGAACCCCACCAGUCAAGACCGCAAGAGAGCCUCGGUGCUUGGCACCUCACCAAAACUCGGCCAAGUAUCUUGUUCCACGCUUGAUAACACACAGAUUGUGGCCUCUAAAUGUUCCCAACUGCUGCUGCUGCUGUUCUGCUACUGUUGCUGCUUGCAUUCCUGCUACUGCUGCUGCUGCUUGUAUUCCAUCUGCAGCUUCAGCGACACAAGAGAGGGAGGGGUGCCCACAGGGUCGGCAUGCGGUACAAGGAAAUAUUAGUCACAUCGUCGACCGUGGCCAGCUGCUCUGCUGGUCUCCUGUCAUGACUGCGAAACUGCCAUACGUCGCCAUAUUCGUGCUGGUCCUGCUCUUUGUGGUCUCAGCAAUGGGGGGCAGUGCCGACCGGUAUCGGUACUUCGCCUCAGCCACCAACCCCGGCGUCUGCCUCUCCUUCAAGUACAACAACAACCUCACCGACUGCUGUAAUGGUGAUGAUCACCUCCAAAGGUUCUACGUGACAAAGACCAACCGAUCAACAGGGGUCUUCCACACCAAGGACCUCAACAAACUCCUCUGCUAUGACGUGAAGAAGGGCAAGUUCAAGCUGGUGAAGAGGAAAACCCUGCGAGUGAGUCAGUGUCGCCACAUGCGCAGCAGACGACGCCACCGCCGAGGGGUCAAGAGUAACUUCAUCAGGUCUCCCGUGUGUCCCUUCAACAACACCGACCUCAAGAUCCUGCACAAGCCCCGAGACGCCCUACGGUGCGUCCUCCACGAGACGCUGGGCGGCUCCGGCUACACCUACAUCUCGGUGGAGGAGAACGCCAAGUACCUGGCGGUCCGGGGCCGGCGGGUGCAGAAGCACCUCAAGAAGAAGGGCGUAAGACGGGAACCCAAGGAGAAGAACAGACAGUUCAUGGUGAUGAGUGAGGGCAACAUGGCCAAGAUCAGCAACAAGCCGUGCAAGAGCUGAGAGGCUCAGGACGCUGUUUCAGUGAUAAACUUGUAAACAAAGACCUUCCGCGGUGGCCUAUUGACGGGGUCAAAUUCCGCCCCCAGGGCGUAGAGAAUUAGGGGGGGAUACAGGGACUGAUUACCCCUUCUCUCCCCUCUCCCUUCCCCCCAAUCUGUUGUUGCUUCCCCUCCCCCAACACCUCUCCCCCCAAUCUGGUGUUCAGUGCCCCCACCUCCCCCACCCCCGUCUCAGACUCCUUCCCCCCCCCCUACCCUUCCCCUCGAGAGGGGAAGAGGUGCAGGCCAUUCAGCCUUCCUAACCUACAGGUGAAUGAGGGAAACUGCUCCAGGAGGUAGGUGCCUCCUGUUGUAGCUGGGUAUAGGUGGGUUGGGUGCAGUGAACGAGAGGGUUGGAGGGUGAGGUCUUUCACUCUCGCUCUCACCAUCUUCGGGUUCCCCUCAGUGCACCACCUGGUGACCUAACGGAAGAAACGCUAACCUCAGUUGAAGUGUUAAUGAUUUAAGUUCAUGAAUUGGCCACCAACUCGAAGCACCGAUGAUCUCAUCUAUGAGGCACCAGCGGCCUGCAUGAGGCACCAGCGGCCUGCAUGAGGCACCAGCGGCCUGCAUGAGGCACCAGCGGCCUGCAUGAGGCACCAGCAGCCUGCAUGAGGCACCAGCGGCCUUCAUGAGGCACCAGCGGCCUGCAUGAGGCACCAGCGGCCUGCAUGAGGCACCAGCGGCCUGCAUGAGGCACCAGCGGCCUGCAUGAGGCACCAGCGGCCUGCAUGAGGCACCAGCGGCCUGCAUGAGGCACCAGCGGCCUGCAUGAGGCACCAGCGGCCUGCAUGAGGCACCAGCGGCCUGCAUGAGGCACCAGCGGCCUGCAUGAGGCACCAGCGGCCUGCAUGAGGCACCAGCAGCCUGCAUGAGGCACCAGCGGCCUGCAUGAGGCACCAGCGGCCUGCAUGAGGCACCAGCGGCCUGCAUGAGGCACCAGCGGCCUGCAUGAGGCACCAGCAGCCUGCAUGAGGCACCAGCGGCCUGCAUGAGGCACCAGCGGCCUGCAUGAGGCACCAGCGGCCUGCAUGAGGCACCAGCAGCCUGCAUGAGGCACCAGCAGCCUACAUGGAGGCACCAGCGGCCUGCAUGAGGCACCAGCAGCCUGCAUGAGGCACCAGCAGCCUACAUGGAGGCACCAGCAGCCUACAUGGAGGCACCAGCAGCCUACAUGGAGGCACCAGCAGCCUACAUGGAGGCACCAGCAGCCUACACGAAGCAAUGAUGACCUGAGCCUGGCAGGCAACCUCGGUAAAAGAUCUGAAGGUGGUCUAUAGCAUGUAUAACCCCCUCCCCCCCACAUAUACUAGUCCCUACACGUUUAGAUAUACAAUAGGCUAGUGAAGUGUAAUGUAAAUAACGUUCAAUCAGAUUUUACGAUUUGUAAAAAAAAGAGUCAAUUUGUUUUUUCAAACUUGCUUUAAUACACAUUUUUUUAUUACUAAUGACUUGGUCUCUCCGAAAACUCCCCCAUUUUUAAGUAACGAAGACACAGAGCAAAGCCAAAGCACUUAGAAAUAGUGACGUCAGUUAAGGAAGUGGGGAGUGUACACCUCUCCCCAUCUCUCCAAACACCCUCUUACACCCCCGUCUUCAUGAUGUGUGUGGGUACACUUAUUCCCCAAACAUCCAGCCCCAACCCCACACACACACAUACACCCACACACCCACCCCACAUAGUCUUCCUCACCCAGGUACAAACACUCCCAACUCACAUACAACUCCCAACACCAUCCAUGUACAACCGAACACUGCCCAUACGCACCCAAUUCCGCCCCUAUAUACACCCAAUCCCGCCCCUAUAUACACCCAAUCCCGCCCCUAUAUACACCCAAUCCCGCCCCA
Molecule: messenger RNA, 3086 nt
Organism: Procambarus clarkii (red swamp crayfish)
Lineage: Eukaryota; Metazoa; Arthropoda; Malacostraca; Decapoda; Cambaridae
Source: RefSeq, a predicted model, not a curated record